GAUUUCUGUGAAGAAGCCCCAGAAGUUGAGGAUAAUCAUUUUACCUAUAAUAUAUGUAAAAAAAUAGCAGAUUUUUUUAAAAGCGAAGAAGAACGUCAAACUACUGCAAAUAAAAUGUUAUCCACUUAUUUUGGCUAUGAGAUGCAACCACUUGUACUUCCUCAUAGUCGCCGUACUGAUAGCACUAUAAGCUAUUCCUCUGUGUAUCAUGGGCUUAAUGUGAAAUUUAAGUGGGAGAACUGUUGCUCCAACACUUCUCCAUAUCUCGAAAAUUGUGGAUCUUUUUUAAAUUUCUGCAAGGAAAAAGAAAAAGAACAUUCUUUCCAUGUGACUAAUUUUCCGUGCUUUUUAGUUACAAUUGCAGGGCCUUACUUUUCUGUUUCCGGUGCUCAAAAAGAUAAUGAAAUGAUGGUAUCAAUUUCAAGAACAUUUCGUGCUUUAAAGAAAUCUCUCAAACUUCUUGAAGAACACUAUAAACAUGUUAAUGAAUUAGCUCAAGACAUCCUUCGAACUGCCCAUUCUGUGCAUCCAUCAUUUUCUGAUAUAGUUAUAAACGGCAAACGAUAUAGCGUUCAAUUCGAUUCUGAUCCCCAAGUUGGUGUUUUUCUUUUUUGGAAAGUUAGGAUUUUAGACGCACAGGAGAUAUAUUGCAUAGCCUACGUGAGAGCUGUUCAAAAGCAUCAAUAUUCGCUUGACAUAUAUCAGCUUUUAGCUAAUGCUGAAUAUGCUCCAAAAGUUUUUGCUACUUCAGUUAUUCCUGGAAAUUAG
Messenger RNA from Racocetra persica, 768 nucleotides. Lineage: Eukaryota; Fungi; Glomeromycota; Glomeromycetes; Diversisporales; Gigasporaceae. The record is from the annotation of a GenBank genome assembly.